Messenger RNA from Coregonus sp. 'balchen', 4181 nucleotides. The record is from the annotation of a GenBank genome assembly. NCBI's taxonomy places the organism in Eukaryota, Metazoa, Chordata, Actinopteri, Salmoniformes, Salmonidae.
CUUCCGUUGGAUAAAAACGCACGUGUGUUGACUGGAACCUUUUGGUGAGAAUUUCCACAUUAGCUACUUCAUGAAUUAGUAAACUUCGAAAAAGUCUGUAUAGUAAACUAACACAGAUGCCGAAAGUGAAGAAAUCGAAAGGUGGAGGUGUUGAGAAAGGUGGCGACGAAAUGGUUGCGCUGGCUGACCAGAUUCUUCAAGGGGAUAUGGUUCGAGUACAUGGCCGAGUGAAGACCAGGGAUCAACGGGUAGAAGAUGAAGACGAGUACGUGGACGAACGCCUAUCAAGGAAGAUCCUGGAGCAGGCACGAAUCCAGCAAGAAGAACUACAGACAGAAUAUGGCUUGGCACCAGAGGUCAAGAAAAAGCAAGCCACUGUUUUAGGUAAGGUGAAUUUGCAAGCCAGAAAAUGCCUGUCUGCUGAUGUUUUUUUGUCUUGCUAGCUAGCUAACUAUCCACAACAACCACACAUUACACUUGACUACUGAGAACCUUUUCAUGGAGGUCAACUCCAGUCAUUGUUAUUCCAGUCAUUGUUAUUCUUGAAGUGGUGUGCUAUGCUCAGUUAUGCAGGUGGUACAGUUUCAUGGAAUAUGGAUGUUGUCAUAUACCCUUGCAGGGCCAGAUUCUCAGGAUGCAGACUCUGAUGAGGAGUGGCCGGCGCUGGGUGAAGCCGGGGCCGGUGAGGAGGAAGAGGCUAACUGUGGGACAGAAGUGGUGGUUGACCCAGAGGAUGAGAAAGCUAUGCAGAUGUUCAUGAACAAGAAUCCUCCCAUGAGGUAUAGCAUGAGGCCCCAAAACUCUGAACCAAACCACUGUGCUUAAAAUCUUGACGAUGAAUGAUUUGACAUUUUUUGUCAAUUUUUUAUUUUAUUUGUUAAAGACACCUAGAUGCCAUGGAAUAUGACAACAGCACUAUCAUGCCAUAAAAGUGAAAUUCAUGUUUUCUCUUCCAAAAAAGAAUCAUAACUUUGUAGCUUUGGGCCCCGUGAAACUCAGUUGGUAGAGCAUGGCACUUGCAACGCCAGGGUUGUGGGUUCGAUUCCCACAGGGGGGGCCAGUAUGAAAAAUAUAUAAUGUAUGCACUCACUAACUGUAAGUCGCUCUGGAUAAGAGCGUCUGCUAAAUGACUAAAAUGUAAAAUGUAGCUGAGUAUGGAUUUCCUCAGUGUUGUCCUUGUUCUGUUUUUUCAGACGAACUCUAGCAGACAUCAUCAUGGAGAAGAUCACAGAGAAGCAGACAGAGGUGGGGACAGUGAUGUCUGAGGUGUCAGGAAGACCCAUGCCCCAGCUGGACCCCAGGAUCAUUGAAGUGUACAAAGGUGUCAACAAGGUAACCCUGCGACUGGCCACCUGUCAUUUUCCAUUCCAUCAGAUUUCAGUCAGAACAGUCAGAGGCUGAAUAUUACCAACUGAUAUUAUUAACUGGUUUUUCUCGGUUGCUCCAGGUUCUGUCAAGAUAUCGUAGUGGCAAGCUGCCCAAAGCUUUCAAGAUCAUUCCAGCACUGUCAAACUGGGAGCAGGUUCUGUACUUGACAGAGCCUGAGACCUGGACUGCUGCUGCUAUGUACCAGGCAACAAGGUCUGAUAAAAAAUUAAGAGGAGGAUUUGUUAACAUCUAUCAAAAACCUUUAUUUAAUUAUUAGAAAGCACCUCAUGGAUAUUUAUUACCGACACUGAUUUUUCUUCUUUCUGAACAGAAUCUUCUCAUCCAAUCUGAAGGAACGAAUGGCCCAACGGUUCUACAACUUGGUGCUACUGCCAAGGAUACGAGAUGACAUUGCAGAGUAUAAAAAACUAAACUUCCACCUGUACAUGGCCCUGAAGAAGGCUCUUUUCAAGCCAGGGGCAUGGUUCAAAGGUGAGACAAAUCAAGAACAUGUAUCAAAGGGGAGAGAAAUAGUAAGGUAGAUGAUCUGAAAGCUUGGUUGAUAAUCAAUUUAUGGUUGCCAGGAUGUAAUAAUGGGGGAUGAAAGAUAAUACACAUUUUGAUGUCAGGUAUUCAACACUUUUGCCAAGGAUACUACUUAGUGGGUUUUGUUUUGAGUUGACUUUGGCAAUCAGCCAAAAGACAGUCGUUUUCACUAGGUGGCAAUAUUGUCUAACCAGAUCACAGACUGAACCAGAUUUAGACAGUUAUUUUAGUUAUUUACUGUAAGCAAGCAAUGGUAAAUGCUAAGUGGAAUGCUUGGGAUGACCCAACUCUGACAUCACCCCAUUGAAGUUGGCAUUGAAAAUGGGUAAGGUAAGGGAUAAGGUUAGACUUAGGUAAGGGUUUUGGUUAAGGCAGGAUCUAGGGGUAAGGUCAACACAAGGAUUCCACUUAGCAUCUACUGCAAAGGGUAAAAAAAGCUAUGGUGUUGUACCUUAGCUUGAGUUUUUAUCUCAAGGAAAAUAAGAAUGAUCAACUAUGAUCUAUUUAAAGGUGAACUAUGUGGAAAUCGCUCUGCCAUUUCCUGGUUGCAAAAAUUCAAGUAGUUAACCUAAUUUCAGUUUAUGUGACAAAACAAGCAAGUAUAGUGUAGAGAAUCAUUGUACCAUCUAAACCGCUGUGAAAUAUAUUUUCCAUAACCAAACAUAUUGUAUUUUCAGCUGUUUGAAGCUAGUGUACAAAAAUCUGCAACAAUUAAACUUAAGAACAGCUCUACCACUUCGUAGACUUGCUUUCAAUGAGAAGACAGAUCUAUAACUCACAGUUCUAUGUGAAUUUGGUUGGGUGGGCCAAAAAUUGAGAUAUUGCAGCUUUAACAUUUCUUGUGCAUUUGUACAAUAUGUGUUGUACAAUAUUUUAUCUAUUUGUUUCCAGGUAACGACUUUGUACCCCUUAACCCAGCAUAUGUUUAAUGUGUUUUAUGUGUCACUGUGUGCUCACACAUCUCUCUUUCUCACUCAGGCAUCCUCAUCCCGCUCUGUGAAUCUGGAACAUGCACUCUCAGGGAGGCUAUCAUCAUUGGCAGCAUACUCACAAAGUGCUCAAUCCCUGUACUGCACUCCAGGUAAGAUACACUCUUUUACCUGAGUUAUGUGUGCAAUUUUGUAAGGUCUAUGAUGCCCUAAUGUGAUUGCUCAGCUUGCUGCUUGGCUAGGGACUUGGUUUUUAACAGUUGCAGCUUGACUGUUGAUGAUCAUGUAUGUAGGAAUUCAUGUGAAUGUGUGGUACAACAGUAUUUAAGGUAGUAGAACAGCAUGGCUUGCCAGAAAAUAAUGCAGUAAACAAAUUACUCUGAUUCUCUGCAGUGCUGCCAUGCUCAAACUGGCAGAGAUGGAAUACAAUGGAGCCAACAGCAUCUUCCUGCGACUCUUACUGGAUAAAAAAUACGCCCUGCCCUUUCGUGUCCUGGAUGCCCUGGUCGGCCACUUCCUGUCCUUCCGCAGUGAGAAGCGCGUCCUUCCUGUGCUGUGGCACCAGAGUCUGCUCACCCUGGCACAGCGCUACAAGGCCGACUUGGCCUCCGAACAGAAGGCUGCUCUACUGGAGCUGCUUAAGGUGCAGACACACCCCCAGAUUUCUGCAGAGAUCCGUCGGGAGCUGCAGAACUCAGAGUCCCGUGAUCUGGAAACCGCCAUGCCUGUCACAAUGGCUAUGGACUGAGUAUGGAGCUGAGCAAGGCCGCACCCUCUGUCUCAGUGCCCACCUUUCCCUUCUUUCUCCCCAACAUACCCUCAUUUACUAAACUGCCCACAACACAUACAUGUGUGAACUGUUUUUCCCAUGCCAAAUGCUCUAUCAUUGCUAUGGAGACAAGAGUAAAAGCUAAAAGAGAUGGAUUACAGAUUAACAUUAAUUCAACAUCCUGACUAUCAGUGAUAUUAUGGAAUUCCUUUCUAAUGUGCAAGUGAGGAUGUAAUUUACAAACCGAAAUACCUAACUGUCGUAAACAUACAUUCAAUUUAUUGAGUGGAAAUGAUAGAGAUGUGUUUGCCAGUUUUUAAGCAAUGUCUGUUUCACAAGUAAAGAUAAUGUAUAAGCUGACUUGUUUGUAUGACUUCAUAAUUUCCAAAGGAAUUUAGAGUAGCAAUAGCACACUGACCCUUUUGGGGGGGGGGAAACAAAUAUUUUCAAUGAGUGCAUGUUUGUAACAUGGUUGUGAGCUAAUGGAGGAAAAUUAUACAAAAUACUAUUAAAGUGUUACUGGAAAAAUUAACAUUUUGAAUAAAUUGUUUCCUUGCUUUAAAGUGAAA